AUGGGAGCGUACAAAUAUAUGCAGGAGCUAUGGCGCAAGAAGCAGUCCGACGUGAUGCGCUUCCUCUUGCGCGUCCGUUGCUGGCAGUACCGUCAGCUCUCUGGUCUCCACCGUGCGCCUAGACCCACCAGACCCGACAAGGCCCGCAGACUAGGGUACAAGUGCAAACAAGGUGGGUGUCUGUUUCAUUCAAAUCGUAGAAUGCAGACUGAAUCUUCUUGGGUAAUGUUAUAGACUCAUGUAACUUUGCAGUACUGGUAAUCUGUUGCAUGCUUAUGCUUCAUAGUUGAUCGUUUCUCACUCAUGUCACCUUUGAUCCUCAAGUUUGCCACAUGAGGCAGGGUGUAGGAUGUUGUCUGAUGCAUUGGUGUGAUAAGUUAAAGAUGUAAUAUGUUGUAGCCCUAUUGCUGUGAUUAGGCAGUAAUGGUAUUCUGAUCGCCUGUUUGUGCUUUCGUUAAUACCUGCGAGUCACUUAUCCGUUUAAGUGUUGAUUCACAUGAAAGGUGGACCAAGUGGUUGUGCCAUUAAUGUCCUCUUUUAUUAUUUGACAUGUUGCUGAUCUCAUAUGACAGGCUGUUAUUUACUAUGUCCUUUAUUUGACAUGUCAUUGAUAUCUUCCUGACUUCUCUCCAUAUAACAGGCUACGUCAUCUACCGUGUCCGCGUUCGCCGUGGAGGCCGCAAGCGCCCCGUGCCCAAGGGUGCCACCUACGGCAAGCCCGUCCACCAUGGUGUCAACCAGAUCAAGUUCGCCCGCAGCCUCCAGUCCACUGCUGAGGUAAGUGCUCCUGUACAGGUGCAUCUCCCAAGUUGUGGUCUGAUUCUCUUCCCUUCUCUCUAAAUGUUGUACUUGCUCACUUUUUUUCUAGGACUUGAAAAGCAUAGGAUUGGCGUUAACUUGGGCUAGAGUUUUUAUUUUAUACAACAUUUUACUUCGGUCAGUAUUUAUUUUAAAUCCAUGAGGGGUAGUGAAUGAUUGCACACUUCAGGGAGAAGUUACUAUGAACUGCACAAGGAUGUCACUGAUCUGACUUAAUUUGGCAAAUGGAUGCUCGAUUCCGAAUCUAACAUUGCCACACUUCUAGGCACUUGUGCAGAUAUGAACACAUUGGAUAGGUACAAGUAAUUUAAUAUUGGCCCCAUUGUCCUCUGAUAGGCAUGUUGGAAUUUGCCAUUUUGCUUACUGUGGUGCUCUUUUCUGAAACGAGGCUCACAUUUCAAAUUGCACCCCUUUCAUCAACACCGUUAAUGCAUCCUCAAUGUGGUUAAUGAUGCUCAACUUUUUUCCCCAGCUUAUCGACUAUGGUGAAACCUGUCUGAAAUAAGCCAAUUUGUCUGAAACCACAGAGAAAAUAAUGCAUUGUUUACAAAAGUAUCUUGGUUGUAUUUAAAACGGUAUUGUAUUGAAAACUAAGUGAAUGGUAUUCUCUUCACAUUGGACUUGGUGAUUACUUUAAUGUCAAGUCUAAUCCAUAUGUGUUUGCCUCACUCUCAAAUGAAUGUGACAUGGUGCAAUGAUUUCCUCAUUUCAGAUCUUUCCCAUACAUUUGAGAUUUAAGCAUACAGCUAGAAUUGCUCAACAGAUGGUGUGUAAUGUGGAUGAGGUAGAGGUAGACGAAAUUGAAGGUGGCGUAACUGGGGAUAAAAACCUUGCCGCAGGGGGCCAUGCACAGUCUGGGGUCUGCAGUGCGAUCACUAGACCAGCCCCCGGCAUAAUGUUCUAUCCGUUAUGAAAUGUUGAGUGGUUUGACCUGCAUUUGUGGUUGUGUGGAACACCUCUGCAUAUCAGUGAUUUACAUUUAUACCUAAGUUUCUGGAUGUGACUUGUCUGACCUGUUUGGUCUUCGGUCUCCCCAACAGGAGCGUGCUGGCCGUCACUGUGGAGGCCUGAGGGUGCUAGCCUCCUACUGGGUAGGAGAGGACUCCACCUACAAGUUCUUCGAGGUGAUCCUGAUCGACACCUUCCACAAGGCUAUCAGACGCAACCCUGACACCCAAUGGAUCACCAGGCCCGUGCACAAGCACAGGGAGAUGCGUGGCCUGACAUCCGCGGGCAAGAAGAGCCGCGGCCUGGGCAAGGGCCACAAGUUCCACCUGACCAUGGGUGGUUCCCGCCGGGCAGCCUGGAAGAGACGCAAUACCCUGCAGCUGCACCGCUACCGCUAGAGGGUGUCUGUACAUUUAAAGAAAUAAACACAUGCCUUUUUAUGGUGACA
Messenger RNA from Coregonus sp. 'balchen', 2215 nucleotides. Lineage: Eukaryota; Metazoa; Chordata; Actinopteri; Salmoniformes; Salmonidae. The record is from the annotation of a GenBank genome assembly.